AUGCCUCCUAACCCCCUAACCCUAAUCGUCGCUACGACACCUAUAAAAACCAAAACCACCAAACCCGCGGUGCUCAGCGAACGCCUCGGCAUCGGCCACGGCGGGGCCCUUCCCUGGCCGCGCAUCAAAGCCGAUAUGUCUUUUUUCGCACGGGUGACGACGCGCGCACCACGACCGGACACUACGAACGCGAUCUUAAUGGGUCGUAAGACAUAUGACUCUCUACCGGUGAAGCUGAGACCGCUAGCCAAGAGGAUUAAUGUUGUUUUGACGAGGGAUCCGAUAAAUGUGGGACGGAUGGUAAGGGGGGAGUUGGAGAAUAAAAUUGCUUCUUCUUCGAUAUCGGCUUCGUCUGGGACAGAGCAACAGGAGACCCAAACACCUACAACAGAUGCGAUCGUUGAGACAGGACUUGAAACAGCGUUGCAGACACUGGAGACAAAAUACCAAGGGGGGAAACUCGGAAAGAUAUUUGUGAUUGGGGGCGCGGAGAUCUACGCGGCUGCGUUGCGAAUGGCAGGGUCACGACCUUUGAGGAUCGUUAUGACGAAUGUGCAGAAGAUCAACCCCCAGGAGGAGUUCGAAUGUGAUACGUUUUUCCCGGUCGAUGAGGAGCUCGUUCACGAGAGAGGAUGGAGGAAAGUGAUGCCGGAGGAAUUGACGGAGUGGGUGGGAGAGACGGUCUCGUGUGAGUGGAAAGAGGAGGGCGAUGUUAGGAUUCAGAUGGUGGGAUAUGAACGGAUAUGA
Molecule: messenger RNA, 747 nt
Organism: Aspergillus tanneri
Lineage: Eukaryota; Fungi; Ascomycota; Eurotiomycetes; Eurotiales; Aspergillaceae
Product: dihydrofolate reductase
Exons: 1
Coding region: 1-747 (248 amino acids)
Biological process (GO): glycine biosynthetic process; folic acid metabolic process; tetrahydrofolate biosynthetic process
Cellular component (GO): mitochondrion
Molecular function (GO): dihydrofolate reductase activity; NADP binding
Source: RefSeq, a predicted model, not a curated record